UACAUAACCUCUAAAAAGGUUUAAUUUGUUUAACUGUAAAAUCUUAAUUAAAAACGAAAAUGUCUAACAUUAAUAUUAAAAAUUUCUACACAAAACUACCCGAAAUUGAAAACUCUAUAAAAGAUGCAAAAUUAAUAUCUGUUGAUCUAGAGUUUACUGCAUUACACCCUCUUAAAACUCCUAGUUUGUUUGAUAGUCCUAAUGAAAGGUACUCUAAAUUAAGAAUAAAUUUAGCUCAGAUAAUUCCUAUUCAAGUGGGAAUAACUACAUUUACCUUCAAUCCAAAUGAUAGGAGUUAUCAUGGAAAAAUGUAUAACUUUUAUAUUUUACCUGCAUGUUUUCCAACAAUACAGAGGAGUUUUUAUUUUCAGUCAGACACACUCAAUUUUCUAAAACUACAUAAAUUUGAUUUUAAUGAGUGGGCCAUUAAUGUGACGAAGUACGGGAGAUUCGACCAGGAUGGCAUACAUAUUUACUACGUAUUUGAAAAGUAUACGAUAAACAUUCUCAAAAUUUGUUAAAAGAAAAAUUAUUAUAAUGACAAGCCUAUUCUUUACAGGGAAAUAUUUUCAAUAAAUUACUGUGCUUUCAAAAUAGGUCAUUUCGUCCAUAUAAAUUUAGCAUAGACGACACAAUCUUGUGCAUCUAGUAAAUAUUUGUGUAUGAUAAGCAAGUGUCAAUUGUGUUUACUUUUGUAUACUUGUAAUAAAAUGUACAA
Messenger RNA from Anoplophora glabripennis (Asian longhorned beetle), 718 nucleotides. Its product is annotated as poly(A)-specific ribonuclease PARN-like. The record is from RefSeq and is a predicted model, not a curated record. Bases 60 to 521 code for a protein of 153 amino acids. Gene Ontology annotation, molecular function: poly(A)-specific ribonuclease activity; RNA binding. Gene Ontology annotation, cellular component: cytoplasm; endoplasmic reticulum. Lineage: Eukaryota; Metazoa; Arthropoda; Insecta; Coleoptera; Cerambycidae. The transcript is spliced from 3 exons. Gene Ontology annotation, biological process: nuclear-transcribed mRNA poly(A) tail shortening.